Messenger RNA from Carlito syrichta (Philippine tarsier), 6020 nucleotides. RefSeq names its product LIM and calponin homology domains 1 (gene LIMCH1). The transcript is spliced from 22 exons. NCBI's taxonomy places the organism in Eukaryota, Metazoa, Chordata, Mammalia, Primates, Tarsiidae. Gene Ontology annotation, cellular component: stress fiber. Gene Ontology annotation, biological process: regulation of focal adhesion assembly; positive regulation of stress fiber assembly. Gene Ontology annotation, molecular function: myosin II head/neck binding. The record is from RefSeq and is a predicted model, not a curated record. The coding region runs from base 350 to 3163 and encodes 937 amino acids.
AUUGUUCUCCCUGCUCUGAACAUGUGGGUCAGCCGCAAGUGCUUCCAGCACCCCCAACGCCAAGGGCUGGCGGAGAGCAGGAGCAUGCCUGGAUUCUUCUGAGGCAUCAGGAAAAGCGUUUUGCAUAUUUUUCAUUGCUUUUUUUUUUUUUUUUUUAACUUUUUGCCUCAGAAAGACAGCUCCCUUUCAGAGCAGGAAUUUCCCUUCAAGGUAGCAGGAGAUGGACUCACGCUGCUCCAGGAUUUUACAGAACUGAUUUUGCUGCAAAAAACAAACGCUGCUUGCAACUGCCAGAGAGCAUAAACAGGGGCAGUCGCACAGCUAGACCAGGGGCUCAUUCCCGGACAGAAUGCAGUUAAUGGAUCCCGAAAGCCAAGUCAAGGAGACUGAUGACAUUGAGAGUCCUAAACGCAGUAUCCGGGACAGUGGCUACAUUGACUGCUGGGAUUCCGAGCGCAGCGAUUCCCUCUCUCCCCCGCGUCACGGCCGAGAUGACUCCUUCGACAGCCUGGACUCCUUUGGCUCUCGCUCCCGGCAGACACCUUCUCCAGAUGUAGUCCUCAGGGGAAGCAGUGAUGGGAGAGGAAGUGACUCUGAAUCCGACUUGCCGCAUCGAAAGUUGCCAGAUGUGAAAAAGGAUGACAUGUCUGCGCGACGGACUUCCCACGGUGAGCCGAAAUCAGCAGUGCCUUUUAACCAGUACCUCCCCAACAAGAGCAAUCAGACGGCCUAUGUCCCCGCGCCUCUGAGAAAGAAGAAGGCAGAGCGCGAGGAAUACCGCAAGAGCUGGAGUACUGCCACCUCCCCCUUGGGUGGGGACAGGCCUUUCAGAUACGGUCCGAGAACUCCUGUGUCUGAUGACGCAGAGAGCACCAGCAUGUUCGACAUGCGGUGCGAGGAGGAGGCCGCGGUGCAGCCGCACAGCAGGGCCCGCCAGGAGCAGCUGCAGCUGAUCAACAGCCAGCUGAGAGAAGAGGACGACAAGUGGCAAGACGACCUGGCUCGUUGGAAGAGUCGUAGAAGAAGUGCUUCUCAGGACUUAAUCAAGAAAGAGGAAGAGAGGAAAAAAAUGGAGAAGUUACUGGCUGGCGAGGAUGGGGCACGUGAACGCAGGAAAAGCAUCAAAACUUACAGAGAAAUUGUUCAAGAAAAAGAGCGGAGAGAGAGGGAGUUGCAUGAGGCAUAUAAGAACGCUCGGUCCCAGGAGGAGGCAGAAGGGAUCCUCCAGCAAUACAUCGAGAGGUUCACCAUCAGUGAGGCUGUGCUCGAGCGCUUGGAGAUGCCAAAAAUUCUGGAAAGAAGCCAUUCAACAGAGCCAAACUUAUCCUCCUUCCUGAACGACCCCAGCCCCAUGAAGUACCUGCGGCAACAGUCACUGCCUCCACCCAAGUUCACUGCCACAGUGGAAACUACCAUUGCUCGUGCCAGUGUUCCAGAUACCAGCACGUCAGCAGGCAGUGGGUCUCCAAGCAAAACUGUCACUCCCAAAGCAGUGCCUAUGCUGACACCCAAGCCUUACUCCCAGCCCAAGAACUCUCAAGAGGUUCUGAAGACCUUUAAGGUAGAUGGGAAAGUCAGCAUGAAUGGAGAGACAGUUCACGGAGAGGACGAGGAGAAGGAAAGAGAGGGUUCCUCAGUGGCCUCCACCGCAUCCUUAACCAAAUCCCAGCUGUUUGAAGGCGUGGCCAGAGUGCAUGGCUCUCCAGCGGAGCUGAAACAAGACAGCAACAGCAUCGAGAUCAACAUCAAGAAGCCAAAUCCUGGUCCCCAAGAACUGACAGCAACCACUGAGAAAAUGGAACCAAAUGGUCAAGAAGAUGAGAACGAUGACGGAAGACCAAGAAAUGGGAGUCCAGAACUUGCCUCAUCAGAGCCACUGUAUUUCACGACCACUGUGACUCGAUGCAGCCCGACCGUGGCCUUUGUGGAGUUUGCCCCCAGCCCCCAGGUGAAGAAGGAUGAGCCGGAAGAAAAAAAGGACCAGAAGAAACCAGAGCGUGACAUGAGUGGAAAGGUGGAGCUGGUGCUGUCACAAAAGGUGGUGAAGCCAAAAUCUCCAGAGCCAGAAGCGACCCUGACGUUUCCAUUUCUGGACAAAAUGCCUGAAACCAACCAACUACAUUUGCCAAAUCUCAAUUCUCAAGUAGAUUCUCCAAGCAGUGAAAAGUCACCUGUAACUUCACCUUUUAAAUUCUGGGCAUGGGACCCAGAGGAGGAGCGCAAGCGACAGGAAAAAUGGCAACAGGAGCAGGAACGUUUGCUCCAGGAGAGAUACCAGAAGGAACAGGACAAGCUGAAAGAAGAGUGGGAAAAAGCCCAAAAGGAGGUGGAAGAGGAAGAACGCAGAUACUAUGAAGAGGAGCGUAAGAUAAUUGAGGACACUGUGGUUCCAUUGACACUUUCUUCAAGUUCUGCAGACCAGCUGUCCACAUCUUCCUCCGUGACUGAAGCCAGUGGGACAAUGAGUAAAAUGGAGUUGGAAAACUGUCAAGAUGAAAAACAAGAGAGAAGACAGAAGAAAUCAUUCCAGGGGGAUGACGAUGACUUAUUGCUAAAGACCAGGGACAGUGACCCACUGGAGGAGAAGGGCAGCCUAACUCAAGGGACCAUGGCUCAUUCUGAGAAUCCUGUAUCAAAAGGGAUCCCUCAGGACCCUCAGCUGGAUGCAGAGACGGGGACCCCACACAGUGGGAUGAACCCACAGCUAGCUCAGGAUUCAUCCCAGAAUCAGCAAGUAUCAAGCUGGCCAGUGCACACUUUGGAAGAGGUGAAGCCCAAGACCCUCCCGCUGGAUAAAAGCAUCAACCAUCAGAUGGAGUCUCCUAGCGAAAGGCGGAAGAAGAGCCCCCGAGAGAACUUCCGGGCCGGGCCCUUGUCCCCCUGUUCUCCCACCCCUCCUGGCCAGUCACCCAGCAGGUAUAGGAGGUCUAUCAGUGGGAAGAAGCUUUGCUCUUCCUGUGGGCUUCCUCUGGGCAAAGGAGCUGCCAUGAUCAUCGAAACCCUCAAUCUCUAUUUCCACAUUCAGUGUUUUAGGUGUGGAAUUUGUAAAGGACAGCUUGGAGAUGCAGUGAGUGGGACGGAUGUUAGGAUUCGAAAUGGUCUUCUAAACUGUAACGACUGCUACAUGCGAUCCAGAAGUGCUGGCCAGCCUACAACAUUGUGACGUGGUUUUCAAGCUUCCAAAUCACUCCCCAUUUUUUUAUUGAGGGGGAUCCCCUGGCAACCACUUAACAAAAUCCCAAGUUCAGGGGCUUCCCAGCAUUCACUUAAUCUCUGAAAGGCUCUUCUAAAAGGUGGCAUCUGUUCUUCUGUAGCACAGUGUUUGUGUUUUUCCUGUUUUGAGAGUUUUGUUUUGUUUUUGCAUUUGCACCAUAUAUGCAAACACAUAUUGGGUUGUAAUAAUCCUGAAUAGUUCAAAAAAGGCUUUAGCAUGGUCAUACAGGCUUCUGGUUUCAAAUGUGCUAUUCCCCUCAUUGGGGACUAGCUACAUGAUGCCGUAAACCUGGUUUGUUUUAGAAUUUCUAGGAAUGAAAAACUUUAUGUUUACAGAAUUGAACUGCAGAGAGUGCAAGACAUGCCAAUUUGAGACACGUGGUCUUUUGAGACAGAAGAAUAUAUUUAAUGCAUUUCAGACAUUAAACAUUACAGUGAGCCCAGUCUCUGAGCUAUAACUUGUUUCUAAUGCAAAGUCACUAGUCUGAUAACAGAUAUUGUAAUCGUGAAACUUUUGUGUUACUUACCUUUUGAGGUAGAAAUGAUACCAAUAAAUUACUGCACCGUUAGUAUUAGAUUCUGUGUACCUUGGAAGUUAUGUCAUUAAUAUAGGCUGGUUCAUCCAAUAAAGAGAACCCUUGCAGUAUCAGCUACACUUACACUCUGGGACAUUACCCAUGGGUAGGAAGAAACCAGAGGGAAAUAUUUCAGUCAUCAUUCCCCAAGUUAUUACCAAAAUCUAUGAGGAAGUUUGAUCUUCCAAAGAGCCAUGGGUUGAUGACAGCCAUGAGGCCUGUGUUGCCUGCUUCCUUUCCAGGCAUGAGAUUCGGAAGGAGUCUGCAAUGACAGACUUAGGAGGCACAUGGAAUUUGAGGCAUUGAGAUAAGUCUGUCAUUAGGUGUGGCCACUGCUCACCGUUGUCUGCAAGUUCUCCUUGAGGGUCUGAAGCACAGGUAUCCAAGGAACAGCAUUAAGGCCAUCCUGAUAGAAUCCCAAUGAUAUAUGAUGUGUUAAACCACGGCUGUGUCAACAUCAAGAAGCCAUAACUGAAACCAUGCCUCGCCCGCUUUGCUGGAUAUGUCUUUCCUAUCAAGAGUCCCAGACCUUGCUCAUGGAGAAGUUUAGAGAGGAACUCUUGUGGAGAGUCGGUUGAUCUUCUGCCCUAUAUGAGGAGUUUCAGCUGGCCAAGAAAGGAAUCAAGUUACUAAAAAGCAUCACAAUUUUGAUCUCCAGGCUGGCGUUAUUUUUUUUUUUAGGACUGGGGAAAGGGGGAAAUAUUUAUUCUGCCUUAAAUCAAUGGCAAAUAAGUCAAGAUGACAUGUUGUGAAUGUAGACCUAUGAGUACACUCCUAAUAGAUUAAUGUAGUCGUAAGAGGUGGUCAAGUAGAUGUUUUUCUGUUAUGUAAGCAAUAAUAUUUUUCUGUGUUUUAUUGAGUAUGGCUAGCAAUUAUUUAUUUACAUGCUAGGUGGGUUCUUUGCAUGUGGAUUUCAUGUAGGUGCAGAAAUCUCCUCAGCCGCUGGAGGUAUUUUGACCAUUUUUGUCAUUUGGAAAAGUUGUUGUUAGAUUGAAAUCUACACAUCAUUUCAUUAAAAAUUGUGCCUUAGAAAAAUGCAAAGCUGUUGCACAGAGUCAGUGAUGAUUAUGGAUGCAGUACCUUGGAGAGAGAUGAAGUCGCUUCCAAGUUUCCAAGACUUCUCAUGGAGGUGUUUGCUGUUUUACAGGAAAAAAUAAAAGAAAAAGAAAAAAAAACCAGAAAAAGUUAAAAAGAAAAAAGUUUUAAAAAUGUACAGAUUACGUUCAAUAUUUUGAUUAACCACCUGCAUGUUUUAUUAAAUAUUUUGAUAAUGUGGAUGUUUACACUUUGCAUGAUAUCAGCAGAGUAAUCACAAAUAAUGCACAAAACAUGUACAAUAUGGUCAUUCAUAACUGGUUUUUCUAGGACCCUUUUUACACGUGGAACUCCAUCCGUUGUGUAAGGAGUACAUGAAUAUGGCACAUCCUCUUCCGGUUUCACAAACCCAUUUAUACAUAUCUCUUAGAAGACACAUUGUAUAGGUAUCGAAGCUAGAAUCAAGUAAAGAAACAGAAAGCCCCAUUCUCCAGCUGAAAAAUGUGCUUCUCAUCAUGAAUACUAGUCACCAGCACAGAAUAAUCUCGAAUGUUUUCUAAAUUCUAAUUGCCAACUGUUUCUAUUUAUAUUUGAUUUCUAUUUCAUUCAGAGUCUGUUACAUGGAUGUUUAGGCUGACUAGAUAUUGUGUUUUUUCCAACAGAGCGUAAUGAGUAUGAUCUAUUUCUUCGCAAAUAAUCUUUGAGAUCACAGGAGGAAAAAAAAUGCUCUGCUCUGUUGAGCUAUAAUGUAAAUGUGUUUGUUUAAAAGACAGAUGAGGCAAGUGAGUGAUUUAUUGUUCCUGAGGAAGUAUAUCUGAUUUUGUUUUCCUCAUAUUUCAAAAGCUAGUUCUUUCCCUUUCUUAAAAAAAAAUGGGUAACUCUGAUUUUCACUAGCAAACUUUCAUGACAUUUCUUCAUUGUUUCUAUGUAGUGUUAUUAAUGCAAUACAUAUUAUAGUUAUCUAUACACAGUGUAAGAUUUAAUGAACUGAAAUGAUCCACCUCAUAUGUGAGUCCGUCCAAAAGAUGGUCCCAUUCCGGAUGGGCCGAUGGUCUCUAUCAGUUACACUAACUUUCGUUUAAAAUAUUUAUUCUAAAAUGCCUCUGAGAAAUAGUAAAAAGAUAAAAAUAAAAAGUUGUCUAAAAUGCAACAGCUUUUAUAGUAAAUGUACAUUUAUAAAUAAAAUACUCAAAUCAA